UAUAUCUGAACCUAACAUCGUAAGAAUAACUAAGCUAAAACUUGCAGAAUUAAAGACCAAGUUUUUAGCAUUAUACCCAAUUAAAAGACAGAGAAGAGGGCUAAUAAAUGGACUAGGUUCCGUGAUUAAAUUCAUAACGGGUAACAUGGAUGACCAAGACGCUAGAACAAUAAAUCAACAGAUAGAAAACAUUUACUCAAACCUAAACAACGUUACAUAUACACUUUCACACGAACAUUCAAUCAACUUUAAAAUGAUUGAAAGAUUCAAUAACAUAACAUCCCACAUAAAUAACGAACAGCACACAAUAGAAAGAUACAUGUUGAGCACAACUAAUAAAAUAAAACAGGAAGAGGACAUACUAUUACAAACACAAUACCUCAACCAGAUAAACUACAACAUCGACCUUCUAACACACCACUUAACAAACAUAGCUGAGGCAGUAGUUCUGUCAAAACUAAAUAUAAUUUCAAGAUUCCUCCUCAGCCCGGAAGAACUCGAAAACAUAGAAGUCAAAUUAAAACAAAAAAAUAUUGAAGUCAGAUCUAUCGAAAAUAUUUAUGAAAUGCUAGGCAUGCAAGCCUACUACAAUGAAACAAAUAUCAUUUUUAAUAUUCUUGUACCGAAUGUCUCUGAAGAAGACUAUUUUCUAUACCACAUAAUUCCUUUACCAAUAAACAUAACUAAGUUAAUAAUAACAGAACCAUAUAUAUUGUUUAAUGAAAAUUCCACACACCAUCACAAAACACUUUGCCCAUCGAUCGAAGGAACAUAUUAUUGCGGUAUACCGAUCCGACAGGAAGAAACCAAAUACUCGUUAUGUAUUGGAAACUUAAUAAACAAUAAAGAAGCAAAUUGCCCAAUUAGUGACGUUGGAAAAAGGGAAUCGAUCACACAAGUGGAACAAAACCUAAUACUUUUUAUUCACUCACCAGAGACACUAAUAAAUUCUACUUGCAGUAUCAAAACUCUCACAGUAAAAGACACAGCCCUUGUGCGUUUCCAGAACUGUGACGUCUCAAUAAAUGGUAUAACAUACCACGAUGAUACCGAUGCAUAUUGGGAUCAACUCCACAUACCCCCGUUACCAAACAGCAACAUUUCCGUAAACUCCACAAUCGAAAUACUUAGUCUUCAAAAACUCGAGGAUUUCAACUUUCUAACCAACAACAGAAUUAGCAACCUGGAAAUAACCACUACAACAGUUCACUCAGUCACAACAACAACAACAUUACCUAUCACUCCGACCACAACAUCUUCAUUGUGGCCGUCGCUCUAUCUUAAGGGGGGAGGAGUUACGACACCCACCUUAUUGUCUCCACCAAAACCAGUUACGACACCCACCUUAUUAUCUCCACCAAAACCACCGAGAACGUUAACCUAUUGAUUUAGGUCAUAAUUAACGCUGAAUAACCAAUAAAUAUAUUUGUCUCAUAUAACCAAUAUCAUUGUUAGCAAUAAGAACACCAACUAAUUAAUAAGAAAUUGUUUUGUAACUUUUAUUGUAUAAUUCCAAGAAAUCUAGCUUUUACUUUAAUCAUC
Stomoxys calcitrans (stable fly) is the source of this 1542-nucleotide messenger RNA. RefSeq lists its product as uncharacterized. Bases 146 to 1387 code for a protein of 413 amino acids. The record is from RefSeq and is a predicted model, not a curated record. The transcript has 2 exons. NCBI's taxonomy places the organism in Eukaryota, Metazoa, Arthropoda, Insecta, Diptera, Muscidae.